AUGGAGUUUUGGAGGAGGAAAAUCGCAACCUCGGCUCUGGAGAAAUGUUACGACAACCGUACAGCUGGCAGAUCGGCGAGUGGUGGUGCAUUAUUCGUGAAUAACAACAAGUCCAAGGAUUUCCUAAACGAGGAUCUUGUCUCAAGUGUGGUGCCGCCGGUGACGGUGGUGCUGGAAGGCCGGUCCAUCUGCCACAGAAUUAGCCUCCACAAGCAUGCGAGCUACGGAAGUCUGGCGAAGGCUCUCCGGCAGAUGUUCGUCGACGGCGGCAACGCGGAUGACGCUGGACUUGACCUCUCCAAUGCCAUCCCCGGCCACCUCAUUGCCUAUGAAGACAUGGAAAAUGAUCUCCUUCUUGUCGGUGACCUCAGCUGGAAAGAUUUCGUAAGAGUAGCAAGAAGAAUUCGCAUUUUGCCAAAGAAGUCCAAUUCCAGGAAGGGAUCCAUCUGCUAAAUGCUAAUCACCAUUUCAUGUGCUGUGUGCACACACAUCAUAGUAUUAAUUUAAUUAGUGCAUGUCUCUUUGCUUUCCUUAAUUUGGAAUCAAUGUUCAAGCAAUUCCAUUAUAUUCAUU
This is a messenger RNA of Ipomoea triloba (trilobed morning glory), 573 nucleotides long. Its product is annotated as auxin-responsive protein IAA33. Gene Ontology annotation, molecular function: protein binding. The coding region runs from base 1 to 453 and encodes 150 amino acids. The transcript has 2 exons. Gene Ontology annotation, biological process: regulation of DNA-templated transcription. The record is from RefSeq and is a predicted model, not a curated record. NCBI's taxonomy places the organism in Eukaryota, Viridiplantae, Streptophyta, Magnoliopsida, Solanales, Convolvulaceae. Gene Ontology annotation, cellular component: nucleus.